Messenger RNA from Penicillium brevicompactum, 1059 nucleotides. RefSeq lists its product as uncharacterized. The record is from RefSeq and is a predicted model, not a curated record. Lineage: Eukaryota; Fungi; Ascomycota; Eurotiomycetes; Eurotiales; Aspergillaceae. The transcript has 3 exons. Bases 1 to 1059 code for a protein of 352 amino acids.
AUGGCUAUAGCGAUCUCCUGGGGGACCGUCAAGUCCCUCCUCAUCUUCUUCGGUCCAGUCCUCCUCCCACGCCUGAUCACCGCCUAUCGGAGUCUGCGCGUCUCUAUCGCCAGUCGACCCCCCGCCCGACCCCUCCCCGCCGCCGCCGGCCGGGCCCUGAACAUCCUCUUCGGCGGCAUCGUCUUCUUCCUCCUGCUCAGUCUCCCCUUCAACCCCCACGCCCCAGAGCCCAACAUCUUCUCUCUCACCCGAUCUCGCCUCAACACACCCACCGAUGUCAUCUUCCACCGUCUCUCCCGUCUUCGGCCAUCCAGCCUCCUCACCGACGCCGACACCCUCCUCCAAUCCAAGCUGACCUCUCUCGGCGCCCGAAGAGUCUACCUAACCUUCGGCCCAGACGCUCUGGUCUCCUGCCAAUUCUGCUCCUACGAUGACCUCACCACCUAUCUCCUCUACUACCUACCCUUCCACAUCCUCCUCCCGCACCUAGGCCACCUCCUACUCCUAGGCAUCGCGACCUCCGCCCCGAUCGCCGGCCGCGAUGCCGCCCGCUGGCGCAUGAAGUUCACACUCGCCGGCCUCGCCCUCGCCGCCAUCGACAUCUACAUCCUCGCCAGCUACGACGCGAUCAACGGCGCCCCGCCCGCCGUCCGCGCGGGCCAGAAACCGCCCACCAGCCUCUACAAUCAAAUCACGCUACUGCGGCCGCUGGCGAUCGUGCCUCCUUCGUCGGAAGAGCAGAUUGAUGGCGCGGUUACUCUGGCCGUGCAGGCAUUGACGGGGGCUAAUACGAAGCUGCAUGCGAGUAGCGUGACGCGUAAUGCGGUGGUACGCGACAAGACGCUGAAAAAUCGGGAUGAUUUGUAUUGGCAGACGAUGGUGGCUUCGGAGAGCCCUGGUGGCCCUGGUGGGGACGGGGAGAUUCUCAACAAUAUUUGGGAGGAGGAGGAAGUUGCGCGGGCUAUGUCGCGGGCGAUGGCUGGACAGGGAGGAAUUGAUCUGGCUCAAUUGGGGGUGAAUGCGAAUGAGUUUGUUCGAGGAGUGACGGAGGGUAUGUAG